Messenger RNA from Uncinocarpus reesii 1704, 2472 nucleotides. RefSeq lists its product as uncharacterized. The record is from RefSeq and is a predicted model, not a curated record. The transcript is spliced from 3 exons. Bases 1 to 2472 code for a protein of 823 amino acids. NCBI's taxonomy places the organism in Eukaryota, Fungi, Ascomycota, Eurotiomycetes, Onygenales, Onygenaceae. Gene Ontology annotation, molecular function: glycerophospholipase activity; metal ion binding. Gene Ontology annotation, cellular component: cytoplasm.
AUGGCAGCUCCAGCGCAUACCUACGGCCCAGCCUGCCUCCUUUACGAACCACCAGAACAGAGACAGACCCGCCCAGAUCCGAACACAGAAAUCCUGAAGCCUCCGAAGAUACGAGUGCAGUACUUUUACCUCUCGUCGUUGCCCAUUGACGACCCGCUGACGGCGGUUCCAAUUCCGUCAGGCACCGCCGACGCUUCCAAAUUACCACCUAGACCGUUUUCAGUGCAUGAUAAUAUUGCUCUCGAAAAAGCAUGGCAGAGUCUGCGGAGUGUAGGUGAAGAGGAAUCACAUAAGGAUCGAGAUGAGAUUGAGGACGGGUUGCGAUCAAGUCGCAGAUUGACUGUCCGCGGGAAAAAGAAGGAGGAAACGGCGAGUCAAACCUCGGAUCCCAGAGGGACACCAGAAACUGUGGUGGGGCUGUCUUCAAGCUUUCCCGCACGGCAAACUGGUGGUGGGAGUUCCGAUAACGAUGACUUCCAGGAGGGGAAUUCCUUUAAUGGCCUCAAGGAUGACGAAGAUGAUUCCAAUGCCAAUAGGCGGAUGGCGCGGGAACGAGGCUCUUCUAACGCUUCUGAGCUCGGCAGCUUUCGAAAGCGGCGUAGUCUGCCCAUUGAUCGAAAAUCGAAGGCAUCAAGGCGGAAUAGGCAUUCGUCUCCGGGCGGUUACGAAGAUGGCUCCGAGGAAGGAAGCGGGCGUUCGAGUCCACAAAUCAUCAGACAUUCUGAUGACACGAACAUUAGUGGGUCUCCGUUUAUCAGAGCACCUAUUCGGGAUCGAGAAAAUCGUCGGCCGACUCCAACGCUCAGGUUAAGUAAGGACUCUAUAGACACAAACUUUAUGCGCGGCCAAAUGGCGGCUUCUCCGAAUGCAGACGGUGACAAGAGACAAGACGGUGAUAAGUCUGAGGAUUUGGAGAACACCGAACCUGAAAUCACAGUGACAGUCGGGGCAUCACGGCUUCAUCUCGUUGAGUUUCCUAAGUUGGAGAUGAAACCUAUUUAUUGGAGCCCAGUUCAUGAUAUAUCCCGGGUUGUCAGAGCCACCUGGUUCUACAAAAACUCGAUGCUUCCUGUGGACCCUGAGGUUGCUAAUCAACUAGAAGCUGGAUAUAUGUACUUGAAGCCGUGGACAGAGACGUGGCAAGAUGAAUUAAACAGCUGCGUUGAAAAUGGAGCAGAAGCGGAAAUGAAAAUUGUUCACAAGCUCUGGCCUUCGGAGAAUCCGAAAACACCCACGAGACCAGCUAGCCAGCUUGGUUCAGAGGCGGGAGCGUCUGUGAGUAGUAACAAAAGUCACCAUUUUCGAGAAAAUUAUGCAGCCGGCGCUAUAUCCUCUCCCGAAGCUAGCGUAAAGCUGUUCAAGAACUCCAGUGUGGUGUAUGUUGAUUCCAAGGAGGCUCAGCUACUCCGGCCAAGUUUGUUGCCAUCAGUUUCCAGCGGCCGGCGACCUUUGAGUGCUAUUCGGAAAGGGAGACAGAUCGGAAUCGCUGUUGUUCGAGGAUUCGACCGCCUAGGAUGGGAUAAACUUCAUCCUCCAAAACUUGUUUCAACAAAUGUACGGAAUUUUAUGAAGAUGCAUCAAGCCGCAACGAGAGCGGCAAGUUCUCGUCGACAGAUUUGUUAUGCUUGCCAGAUGGAAGAGAGACAGCCAGGGGUUGGGGAUCUAGUUUUUGUGAUUCAUGGGAUUGGCCAAAAGUUAUCGGAAAGAGUCGAAAGCUUCCAUUUUACGCAUGCUAUCAACUCGUUUCGAAGACAGGUCAAUAUUGAACUCAAUAACAAUUCGGUAUGGCCCAAUAUGCGUCCGGACUUGGAGAACAUUAUGGUCCUUCCUAUUAAUUGGCGCUCAACCCUUUCUCUUGAAGACACGGACGUCGAAGAGGCGAUUGAGGACCAGCCAAAUGCGAAUCGUUUCUCGCUCAAAGACAUUACCCCUGAAACUAUUCCGGCUGUUCGAAAUCUAAUCAGCGAUGUGAUGCUUGAUGUCCCAUAUUACCUCUCACACCACAAACAGAAGAUGGUCCGCGCCGUCAUCAAGGAAGCCAACAGAGUGUAUAGGCUUUGGUGUCAGAAUAACCCGGGUUUCCAGAGGAAGGGGAGGGUACACAUCAUAGCCCAUUCACUCGGAAGCAUCAUGUCAAUGGAUAUUCUCAGCCAGCAGCCAACGCGAUUGCCGUAUAUUGACUUCUCCAAGACCGAAAUAAAUGAGACGAUUUUUGAAUUCGAUACUAAGAAUCUUUUUUUCUGCGGUAGCCCUGCUGGGUUCUUUUUACUGCUCCACAAGGCAAGCCUAUUACCGCGCAGAUAUCGAGACAAGCCCGAUUGUGAUGAGCAUGAUGUUGCCGAUCCUGGCCUCACUGGCGAGUCGGGGGCUUAUGGGUGUUUGGCAGUUGAUAAUCUCUACAAUGUCAUGCAUGAAACCGAUCGUAAGCGACUGCCCUUGAGUCUUGAAUUCCCCAUGCUAACUGUGACCUAG